AUGCGAUACUAUCAGUACCGCAUGACUGCCUUGAGAGAGAAUGUUGGUCUUCUCGAUAGCAGUGACAUGACACUUGGUCUCGUUGCAAGCGAUGCUGGAGUAACGUUUCUCGCCAGUAUGUCAAUUGGGCAGCCCCCGAUCCCACAGCUUUUGAUUGUCGACACGGGCAGCAGCCUCUCGUGGGUCCAGUGUGCAUCAUGCCGGGGAUGCUCAAGACAGGUCGUCCCGCUGUUCGAUCCAUCAAAAUCGUCGACCUAUGUUGAUAUCCCAUGCACGGCAGGGUCCCAAAUCUGUGGCAAUACAUCUGGAUAG
Molecule: messenger RNA, 312 nt
Organism: Punica granatum (pomegranate)
Lineage: Eukaryota; Viridiplantae; Streptophyta; Magnoliopsida; Myrtales; Lythraceae
Source: RefSeq, a predicted model, not a curated record